AUGUUCCUUCGCUCCGUGUCUCGCGCUGCUCCUCGCAGCUCGGUUGUGCCCACCACUGCCACUCGUUCCUUCCGCGCCGUCCCCUCUUGCCUGAACGCCCGUUCUCAGGCUGAGAAGAAGGCCGUCGCUCCCCAGCAGACCCGCGCCGCCUCCACCGAGCAUGCCAUCGCCAAUCCCACACUCGCCGGUAUCGAGAAGCGCUGGGAGGCUCUCCCUCCCCAGGAGCAGGCCGAUCUGUGGAUGCAGCUCCGCGACCGCAUGAAGGUCGACUGGCACCAGAUGACCCUGCAGGAGAAGAAGGCUGCCUACUGGAUUGCCUUCGGUCCUCAUGGCCCUCGCGCUCAGGCUCCCAAGGGAGAGGGCCUUAAGAUCUUCAUCAAGGUCGCUCAGCUCACCACCGUCUCCGUGGCUAUCUUCUACGCCAUCCACAUGUUCGCUAAGCCCCAGCCCAAGACCAUGUCUAAGGAAUGGCAGGAGGCCAGCAACGAGUACGCUCUGCGUGAGAAGAUCAACCCUAUCUACGGCAUCAGCGCCCAGGGUUACGAGGGCCCUGGCUUCGUGCAGAGCCCCCCUGCCGAGAAGUCGUAA
Molecule: messenger RNA, 588 nt
Organism: Aspergillus affinis
Lineage: Eukaryota; Fungi; Ascomycota; Eurotiomycetes; Eurotiales; Aspergillaceae
Product: cytochrome c oxidase subunit IV family protein
Exons: 3
Coding region: 1-588 (195 amino acids)
Biological process (GO): mitochondrial electron transport, cytochrome c to oxygen
Source: RefSeq, a predicted model, not a curated record